AUGCUUGAUGUCCGUGCUGGUCAGUCCAUUCAUUCCUACCUUAUAAUGAGUCACAUGGACAUGGAUGUUGCAUUGGGAACAGCUUUGUUUGACAUGUAUGCUAAAUGUGGAAAAAUUAAUGAGGCCGUUGUCGUUUUCAAUUCAAUGGAUGGCAAGAAUUUGCAGUCCUUCACUGUCAUGAUGUCCGUUCUUGCUGAUCAUGGGAGACAUAAAGAUGUUAUCUCUUUGUUUAACCAUAUGGAGGAUAUGGGACUGCAACCAGAUAGUUUGGCUUUUGCUGUGAUUCUCUCGGCCUGCAGCCACGCUGGACUCGUUUGUGAGGGAAGAAGGUAUUUUGAUCGGAUGGUGAGAAUGUAUGGCAUAAAACCGAGUGUUGAACACUAUGGAUGCAUGGUUGACUUGCUAGGAAGAUCUGGCUUGAUUGAAGAGGCAUAUGAUAUUAUCAAGGGCAUGCCUAUGGAGCCGAAUGGUGUUAUAUUGAGAAGUUUUCUGGCGGCUUGCAGGAAUCACGGGUGGAUUCCUAGUUUGGAUACUGAUCUUCUGUCUAAACUGGAGUCCGAAUUGGGAGCUAACUAUGUGCUCACUGCAAAUGUUUUUUCUACAUUUGCUUCCUGGAAGGAUGCCAAUAACAUUAGGUUAGCCAUGAAACAGAAAGGGUUGGAGAAAAUUCCUGGUUGUAGUUGGGUAGAGGUGUAA
Molecule: messenger RNA, 696 nt
Organism: Vigna umbellata (rice bean)
Lineage: Eukaryota; Viridiplantae; Streptophyta; Magnoliopsida; Fabales; Fabaceae
Source: RefSeq, a predicted model, not a curated record